Molecule: messenger RNA, 2123 nt
Organism: Nematostella vectensis (starlet sea anemone)
Lineage: Eukaryota; Metazoa; Cnidaria; Anthozoa; Actiniaria; Edwardsiidae
Product: bifunctional 3'-phosphoadenosine 5'-phosphosulfate synthase-like
Exons: 13
Coding region: 1-2052 (683 amino acids)
Biological process (GO): 3'-phosphoadenosine 5'-phosphosulfate biosynthetic process; sulfate assimilation
Molecular function (GO): sulfate adenylyltransferase (ATP) activity; ATP binding; adenylylsulfate kinase activity
Source: RefSeq, a predicted model, not a curated record
AUGACACGGUUUAGCCGGAACCCAAUAUCACAUCAAACCUACGUCCAUGUACAGCAAAGCCCCAAGUUCAUGCUUUACUUGAUGUUCACUAUCUUGACUCAGGGGCUGAUCGCUCUUCAAUAUCAUGGUUCUACUCCACUGCCCAAGUCCAACGACCUUGAUGCCUCAAAACACUUUGAUUUGGUUAUAUCAGGGAAGUCUGUGUUCUUACCCCCGUAUUCUGUAUUUCAGAAUAUAGCGAAGGCUACGAAUGUCGAGUACAAAGACCACAGCGUGAGUCGGGACAAGCGUGGACAGGUGGUGGGCACAAGGGCCGGCUUCCGAGGAUGCUCAGUCUGGUUCACCGGUCUCUCCGGUGCGGGCAAGACCACGCUCAGCAUGGCUUUGGAGGAUUACCUGUGCCGCCACGGCAUCCCCGCCUAUACCCUGGACGGGGAUAAUAUUCGCAUAGGACUCAACAGGAACCUCGGCUUUUCGCCUGAGGAUUGCGAGGAAAAUAUCCGUCGUGUUAGCGAGGUGGCCAAGCUGUUUGCAGACUCUGGAAUGAUCUGUUUGACUGCUUUAAUCAGCCCCUAUAGUAGGGACCGUGAUCGCGCUAGAAAGCUUCACGAAGACGCGAACCUGUCGUUUUUCGAGAUUUUCGUCAACACUCCGCUGGAGACAUGCGAGAAGCGUGAUGUGAAGGGACUUUACAAGAAAGCACGAGCUGGAAUCAUCAAGACUUUUACUGGAAUAAACGAAGAAUACCAGCCCCCACAUAAGCCUGAGCUGGUACUCAGAGCAGGGGAGCUAUCAGUAGACAACUGUGUCCAGGAGGUUGUCAAACUCCUUACCAAGUCUGGUGUAUUACCACAUGCCAUUGUCAACGGUAUCAAGGAGCUAUUUGUUGAGCCAGAAAAUGUCGCCGCUGCCAAACAAGAGGCGGAUAGUCUUCCAAAAUUAGAGAUAACUAAGCUGGACUUACAGUGGGUUCAGGUUCUAUCUGAAGGAUGGGCAACGCCGCUUUACGGCUUCAUGAGGGAGAAUGAGUUCCUUCAGUGUCAACAUUUCGGCGCCCUUUUACAAGCAUCUGUAUCCAACCAGUCCGUCCCGAUCGUCCUACCGCUGACCACAGAGAAUAAAAACCGACUUGAAGGUUGCUCUGCGUACACUUUGACCUACGAGGGACGAAACAUCGCAAUCGUCAGAAACCCUGACUUCUAUGAACACCGUAAGGAGGAGCGGAUAGCGCGGCAAUGGGGUACUACCUCACCCAACCAUCCACAUAUCAAGAUGGUUCUUGAGUCUGGUGAUUGGCUCUCUGGGGGUGACUUGGAGGUGAUCCAGCGAAUCCGAUGGAAUGAUGGUCUCGACAAGUACCGACUCACACCCAACGAACUUCGAGAAGAGCUUAAACGACGAGGAUCCGACGUAGUAUUCGCCUUCCAGCUCAGAAACCCUGUGCACAAUGGCCAUGCGCUACUCAUGCAGGAUACACGGCAACGUCUAAUUCAGCGUGGCUUCAAGAAGCCCGUUCUACUAUUGCAUCCCCUAGGGGGGUGGACCAAGGAGGACGAUGUCCCGCUCGCUGUUCGCAUGCGUCAACACUACGCGGUGCUUGACGAGGGAGGGGGGGGGGGGGCAGUACCCGACACAACUGUCCUCGCGAUAUUCCCCUCGCCCAUGAUGUACGCCGGGCCUACCGAGGUGCAAUGGCAUGCAAAAGCGCGUGUCGCUGCUGGGGUGAAUUUCUAUAUAGUCGGUCGCGACCCCGCCGGCAUGCCACACCCUGAUGAGAAGAGGGACCUGUACCACCCCAGCCAUGGCCGAAAGGUUCUCACCAUGGCGCCUGGACUUACCGAGCUCGAAAUCGUCCCUUUCCGAGUCGCUGCGUACAACACGCGGCACAAGAAGAUGGAAUUCUUCGAUCCUGAGCACAAGGAAGACUUUGACUUUAUCUCAGGGACGCGCAUGCGAGCGCUAGCGCGAUCAGGGGAGGAACCGCCGAAUGGGUUCAUGGCGCCAACAGCAUGGAACAUCCUAGCAGAAUUCUACCAGUCCGUUAAGAAUUAACAGCACCAAAACAUCUCAGCAUUAUAUCAAAAUAUCUCAAUUUUAUUUUAAUAUUAUUUCUCUAAACCUCA